Messenger RNA from Amoebophrya sp. A120, 4865 nucleotides. The record is from the annotation of a GenBank genome assembly. Lineage: Eukaryota; Dinophyceae; Syndiniales; Amoebophryaceae.
CUCAAGGACAGGCCCCAGGAACCGGUGCUUUGCCGCUAAGUACAACACACAAAAUUAUGCCGCACCACUAGCACUAACGCUAAGGUUUAUUCCAUUGGUGGCACUUUGGAGUCAUGUGAGUAAACGAUACUGUGACGGACGUUGUGCCCCCUUUUGCAACUACGGCUUCAUCUAAAGGUAUGUUGACGCCUCCCUCGCGUAAACUUACAGGAUACAACUGAUGUGAUGAUAUUGUCACCAAGCUCGUCUGUUGCUAGUAGUGGAAGUGGUUUCUUCUUUACUUCCUAGAAAAUACAAAUAGCAGCACACCCCCGAGCCCGACCCUGUCGCCGCUUCGUCGUCGUCCGACUCGUCUUCGUCGGUUAAUAUCAUCAUGUUGGCCCUUCUGCACAAGGGUUCCGCCACCGCGAUCCGGGAGUUGGACCGGGUUCGCAAGGAAAACAAGGAGCUGCAGCUAGAAAACGCGCGGCUGAAGCUGGACGCGAAGUUGAAAGUUCUACUGGUGAACAACCACGCCAUCCGGGCGAUUUCGCACACCAACGAGGCCGACCUAAUCCGGAAAACGUUUGCCGCCUGGCAGAAAUUUUCCGCGCUGGCGAAGGCAAAGAGGCAACUGGUCACCUCGAAAACCGACUUUUUGCUCGUGGUAAGUAUCUAUAACUUUAUGUUGUUACUUCAAGACCAUUUGCAUUUUCAGGAUGGUUUGCGCGUAGGUGUAGAUGAUCCUAUUCGCACUGUAGGCCUGUAUGCUUUAUUUUCUGAUGAUAGAUGAAAUAAACUCAAACGAAAUCAAUAAAACAGCUCCAAGCUCCCCACCGGCGCGCGUUUCGCGCCUGGCGGCAGCACGUGCACCACAAGCGCCACGUGAAGUUUGAGCAGCUGAGGCGCAAAUACCGCGAGGAGACCGAAACCUACGAAACCAGAAUCGCCUCCUUGGAACAGGAAUUGACGGCGCAGACCGGGCCGGACAAGCGGCAGCUCACCCGGCAGGUCGAGGCGCUGGACCGUGAGCUAAGCGCGGUGAAGCGGGAGAAAUCUACGUUGGAAGAGGAGUUGAGCACGAAAAUUACCUCCCUCCAAUCCGAACGGCGCGCCAUGGAGAAGAAGGUCAAACUCGCCGCGGCGCUGGAGUCCGAGGCCGUGGAAGCGCAUUCCGAGGUGAGCCGGGAGCUGGACCGGCACCGGGCGUCGCUGGAGCUUUCCCGCCGCCGCUCCACCAUUUCCGACGGCUUCCUGGAGGCGCGGGUGGCGGAACUGGAAACGGAACUGAAACUAGCGGACCAAGUGGUCAAACGGCUGCAGCUCACCGGGGCCCGGAUCUUGCAGAUCACCCGGGACAAGCAGUUGAAAGUGCAGCUGUUCUCGCACUGGAAGAACUACGCAGCGCUGCACUUCUCUACUUCGGCACAGCAAGCAGAUGUUGAGGGAUACAAAGACAACAAGAAUUCUUAUCAGACCUCCACAGGCACGACACUAGAACGCAGCAGGAAUCACAGAGGCAGAAAUCGUACGGGACUCAGCAAGCGCACUCGCGAGCGGCGGCUGCCGGUGCGUUUCUCUGAAUACGAGCGCGUUGAGCAGGAGUUGCAGGAGACGAGAGACCUGUUGCACGACACACACACCCGGAUUCAGGAACUACAAAAGGAACUGGGGGAUGGCCCGCUGAAGGACCUGCAGCGUGCGGCCCAGUUCGGCGGGUCUUCGGCGCGGUACUGCGUGAAACGGUUCCUGGAAAAGUACGACCUGUCGGCGGUCAUUUUGGCGUUGUUCACGCGGGUGCUGCUCCUGCAAGAGGAAAAGAUGCGGGGGCCGGGUGGCGGUGCGGGCAUGAUGAACAGGAAAAAUGCUUCCGCAGCUUUAGGCAAUUAUAGUAGAGACGAGGGUCAACAUCUUCUGCAAAAUAACGGGAAGCUAAAGUGGAACGCCUCGACGACCGUGGGAAACAUGGCUUCCAACAGGGCUUUAGCGUUUCCUUUGGAGCAGGACAUUAUAUACCGUCACGGGAUCUUGGGGUAUAAUCAACAUCCUGAAUAUCAAACGCGAACAGCAGUUAGACAAGGAAAAUCGCAGAAGUUCAUCAAAAAUCGAGCACCCCCCUGUCCGGGGCUCCCGGGACAUAUAGUUGAUUUGUGUGGGCCCCAACCAUUUCGCAUUUCCCCCCUGCGGAGCCCGCCCCGCCAUGCGCUGCCGCUGGCAUGUGUGUCGUUUUGAGUUCUCACGCCUGCGCAUGUACGAGCCGAAGCGAUCCCAGCACUUGCUUAACAGUCUUGCUCCGAUUCAAAGACGCGCGUCUAUGAGAAAACAGCUCCACAGGGUUCGAAGGUGGUGCGCGUUUACAAUGAGUCGCAUUGUUCCGAAAACGUUGCCGGCCCCCAUUUCUUGUCCUGUCGCAGCGCGGAGCCCUUACAGUUUGCCACCUGAAUCGCUCGCGCAACCCGAAUAAUGUAGAGCAACGCCGCCACAUUCACCAGCAGAACCACCCAAAGCGCCAGGGGCAAACCAGCAAGCGCCCAGCCCGUUUCCCCGCCCCGGCCCGGCUGUCGAAAGCGCCGGGCAAAGGCGUGCCCGAAAGCGCCGCGGCCCUGUCGGAAAUCGCCGGCAGGGGCGACCGCGAUACCAGUGGCGUGGCCCGAUGCGGUGGGUGUUGCAUGUGCGGCCUCCGUCCGAUGGCCGGAGGCCCCCCGAACGUCUCGCCCCAGUUCUGGAAAGGUUCUGGCAGAUGCUGAAGCGCGCGGCCCUGAGCCCGCCUUCGCUGCGAUCGGAAGCGGUGCCUGGCGGCCGGGGCGGCGGCCGGUCCGAAGGGGGCAGCCUGGCGCGCCCCGGCGUGGCUCCGGGGCCGCCGGCGUUCUCUUUGGCCAAAAGCGAAAAGAGCUGCUUCCGCGGCCGCCGGGGGCCCCGGCCGGGCAGCCAAAGGGGCCCCCUUUUUCGCAAAAAAAAGCAACCCCAAAAAGCACCCCCCUUGGGAAGCCUUUCCCCCACCUAAAACUGAAGAAUUCCGCGCCCAAAAAAGCACCCCCCUAAAGCACCCCCCUGAGGGGCCCCCCGGCUUCGCCUUCGGACAGGAGCUCCUCCCGGUUUUCCCUUCUCGCCUUCUUUGUUUUAUUGCCCCCAUCCCCGCUAUAUUCCCAGGGCAAGCACGUCCCAAGACACCCAUGGCCGCGGGCUUUUGGAAGAAAGAACGGCGGGCCGCCUCGUCUUCGCAGCAAAUGCGGGCACACGGCCGCGCGCUUUUGAAUCUGCCAAAAACUUUCCAGAACAGGGGCGAGGCGUUCGGGGUGUCUUCGGCUACCGGACGGAGGCCACAUACGCAAAACGCAUCGCGCCGGCCCGCGCCACUGGUAUCGCGGCCGGCCUUGCCGGCGAAUUCCGACAGGGGCGUGGCGCCUUCGGGAGCGCACGUGGCCCGGCGCUGCCGGCAACCAGGCCGGGGCGGGGACACGGACUGGGCGGCUGCCCGUUUGCUCCUGCGGCUCUGGGUGGUUCUGCUGGUGGAUGUAAUGUCGCUGCUCUACAUUCUUCGAGCUGCGCAAAAGAUUCAGGCGACAAAGUGGAAGCGUUCUGCGCUGCGACAGGACAAAAAAUGGGGCCCCGGAACGUUUUCGGAACAAUGGCGCCGAUUUUAAACGCGCGCCACCUUCGAACGCCUUCGGGCUGUUCUUUCAUGAGCGCCUAUUUUUGAACCGGAGCAGGGUUCCAGAGCAAAUGUUGGAGGCGCUUCGGCUCGUACAUGCGCAGGCGUGAGAACUCAAAACGACACACAUGCCAGCGGCAGCGCAUGGCGGGGCGGGCUCCGCAGGGGGGAAAUGCGAAAUGGUUGGGGCCCACACAAAUCAACUAUAUGUCCCGGGAGCCCCGGACAGGGGGGUGCUCGAUUUUUGAUGAACUUCUGCGAUUUUCCUUGUCUAAAGCAGGUAGUCCACACUACAGCGUCCACGGAGAUUCCGGCGCGUCUCCCGGACAAAUUUUUAAUAGCUUGGACGAGGAUGAGGACUAUUUUUACAACCAAACAGAAACACCACCACUCCGCAGCACAACGCUAAUCCGUAACACCUCGACGGCGGCGGAAGCGCGCAUCAAAUGGCUGCUGAGACACUGGUCCAGGACGGGGUUGUUGGAGUCCCGGGGAGACCUGCACCAGAUUGUGCAGCGGCUGCGGAUCCGCGACAGCAACAUGGUGACGCAGGUCCUGCUGUUACUCCUCAAAUACCCGGAUCACGAGAGUCACCUGCAGCCGCUGGACGCGGUGGUGCGGCGGCUGGUUUGUGGGGAGGCCAAACCGGGGGAGUUUCUGGCCAAGUGUGUCUUCUUCAACACGGACCAUCUGGAUCAGGAGCACGCGUUGUUCGGUUUUUACGAUAGCAACGGAGCUGGUGCUUCUCCAGAAUCAGAGGAGUUCUUGGAAAACGGGGGAGACGAGGCCGAAGGUCGUAUUCGAGCAAGUCCAAGAGGUCCUCCGAACUAUAAUCGUACCAGACCCGCCCCGGAGGCCCGAAACCGAAUAAAAGGCGGCCCAACAUCAAGCGUUUUCAGUCCGCGAGACCGACGCACUGGGGUGGUGUCAAGCCAUGCGGGAGGGAAGGACUUUUACGACCGUUUGGUGCAGAAUGCGUACUCGUCCUUACAGAAAACUAGGUACGCCAUGUGGGACCUGGUGAAUGUGUGAAAACGCACGGGUCGUGCGCCACGAUGAAGGCGAACUCUCUGCUGGCGUUAUAAUAUCUUUGUCAAACUUCUAAGGGGCUCCACCAGCAGCGCUACUACAGCUGCCCCUACUGCGUUUUGACAAGUCAUCGAAGAUGCGUUUUGAUUCGUGUCGUGCUAUGUACUUAUGCUCGCGUUUCGAAUUGCAGUUGUACUCCUAGUAU